Mercenaria mercenaria is the source of this 2459-nucleotide messenger RNA. RefSeq lists its product as uncharacterized. The record is from RefSeq and is a predicted model, not a curated record. NCBI's taxonomy places the organism in Eukaryota, Metazoa, Mollusca, Bivalvia, Venerida, Veneridae. The transcript has 2 exons. Bases 102 to 2459 code for a protein of 785 amino acids.
UACCAACCUUAUCAGGCACAAAAACAAACAAUGGGCAUGCGUACGCGGUGAAUAAAGAGUAAUAUCAAUAACAAGGGAAAACGGACAUAAUAUCAAGAAAAAUGAGCUUACCAACUUUUUGCGAACCAGUCUCUGUCUUGUUGUCAAGAAUUCUUGAAGCAGUUGGUGUAAAUGAAGUGACAGUUACGAAAAGACGACAGUUAUAUCAUCAAGUGGAAGAAGUGACGGAGAUAGGGUUUCAUUUGGCGAGUAAGAUAGGUAACAAUUCCAUAGUAGACGGUGCUAAAAUCUACCAUUUUGGAAGUAAGAUUGAAGGUUCUACAACGAUUGGCCUACAUUCAGAUGUUGACCUUGUACACAUAUAUCCAAACAGGUAUAGCAUUAUUAAUUCCAGAUCAGACAGAACAGGUCUUUUCAUGCAUCUUAUGAUAAAAACAAAGGAUGCAACACCACAUGGUUAUUGCAGACUAUGCGUUAUCAAAAAUGGCAGAUUCAACUACCAGGAUACAAAACAGUUUUACUAUGAUUCAGAGGGAACAGAGUUCUUUCCAAGUUUAUACGUUAGAGACUUAGAAGAUCGUUUGUCAAACAAUUUAAUGCCGACCUUCAGACAUGGACCAUCAUCAUAUUACCUCAAUACAGAUAAUGUUACUGCCAUUCUCGUGCCACCAGCGUUUACUAUGACUAAAAAGAGAAUUCGCAGUUUUCGCAAAUAUUACUGGCCUUCCAAAACACUUAAUAUUAAACUUAGAAAAACACAAUGUUUUGUGGUGCCGACUGGCCAUUCGGAGAGUGAAAAUGCUCGCAUUGAAUGGCGAAUUUCAUACUCAUUUGCAGAGAGACUUCUUAUAUUUGACUUCAAUAUUACACAAGUUAGAUGUCUGGUUUUGCUUAAAAUGAUCAAGAAAGAAUACCUUCAGCCCGUCGUAGGAGACGGGUUUACAAGCUAUCACUGCAAGACAACUUUGUUCCACACAAUAUCAAGAACACCACCAUCUUUUUGGAGACCAGACAGAUUGCUUUGCUGCUUAAUGUCUUGUUUAUCUACUUUAGAACAAUUUAUUUCAAAUCAUUUCUGCCCACAUUUCUUUGAUUUACAUGUUAAUCUGUUCGUUGGAAAACUAUCCCCUUGGUGUUAUAAAAAGCUCAGUUGUGUGGUGAGAAGUCUCCAGUCAGAUAUUCUUCGAUGCUUGUUACAAAUGCAAACUGAUGAGGUAGGCGCCAGAAUGCAACCACUUCCAGCAGUUUUAGGAAUGUUUCGGUUUCCAUCACGUGACUCGAUUGAAAAACAAAUGCUUGCUGAAACAUUUCACCACAGACAUCGUUUCCUGAUGGAAUACUCGAGACUUCCAUAUACUUACAUGUUGGAUUCGCUGCUGACGUUUAAGAAACAAAUACAUGCUGGUUUCAAAUUGGUCCGAGAGGUACUAGACAUAAUGAAUAACGGAAAUCACAUUAAACAUGAUGUUGCUCGAUUAUACUUACCCCAUUUCAUAGCUAAACACGCUUCACUUAUGGCCGCUUAUAGACUUAAGAAGAAACAACCGAUAACUGAUGACAUCAUUGAUAUGUUUAAAAUCGGUUUUCAAGCUGAUGCAACUUCAAACAGAUUAAAACUAGCUUCUGCCUUAUAUUGCAACGGCGAAUUAAGCAAAGUAAUCAAAUACCUUAUUGAAAUAGAAGAUAAGUAUUUAUCUCACGUUUUACCAACAUGCUUACGAUAUGUUUUCACAUUUUCAUUAAAUUGGGAGAAAAUCUGCAAAACUGCUUUAGAGACCUUUGAAGUUAACAGCUGCAGAAAUUCAUUCUCGUCAUGUGUUGAAUAUAUAAAAAAUGAUGUCUGGUGUUGUCCAAAAGGAUUACGAAGGCCUCUCAUAUUUGCUGCAAAUGCAAAACGGGGCAGUUCUUUACAUUUCGAAGGCGGAAUGGAAGUUGACUCUAUAACUAUGUUGUACUACCUGAAAUACAUGACAUAUGUUGGAUUGUCGAGUGCAUUGAAAACAAUGGCACUGAAUAAAUUGAUGCAGUGCGUAGUGGACAAUCCUUACAAGUGGAAUGAAUAUUUUUUUGACAUCGCAAAUAAAGAAGAGAAGGACAUUGUAUAUACAUAUAGAAAUCGUGUUUAUGCUUAUCCAGAUCCUGACAUUCAAAGCUACCACGAAGUACUUACUCCUACAUUUUCUGAUAAAUUGAAAAUCAAUCCCUGGGGAAGCAUACAUUUGUGCGUGAUCUACGCAUUUCACAAAUGUUCUGUUGUUCAGCAUAUGGAUAGGGCUUUAUUUCUCAUUGGAUAUUGCUUCGAACUUGGAAAUAAUCAAGACGUUGCAAGGGCAUCUUAUUGGAUGUCUAACAUUGUAGAACCAUCGCAGGAAAUUGUUUAUCAUAUCCGAAGAGUUUGUCCAAAAACAUCCAUUUAUGACAGAAUGUAUGAAAAAUUGCGAAAUAGGUUUAUUACCUGA